This is a messenger RNA of Coffea arabica (coffee), 1218 nucleotides long. The record is from RefSeq and is a predicted model, not a curated record. Lineage: Eukaryota; Viridiplantae; Streptophyta; Magnoliopsida; Gentianales; Rubiaceae.
CCUUCCUGAAUAGCGGAAAAGGACGCACAUCAUCAUUCAUCUGUGCUGCUGGUUCCGCUUCCACCGCACAUCGUUGUCCUGUCAUCUGGGUACUUUCAACUUUGAAUUGACCAUGCUAAGCAGAGCAGAAAAGACACGGCCCGGAAAUUUCAUCUUUACAAGCUACAAUUUCAGUGGCCCUGACCUUUUUCUUGCAUACGCAUGUCAUGUACCCACGUCUCUCCUGCGAAAUUGUCUAGUAAUUUCCUUGACUGAACCCAUUCGAUGAAGUUCAAUUUAAUGUCGCACCCUCUAAUCUAGUGGCGCCACCAAUUUAUAUGUAUCCGUCGUUGACGACUAUGCCAUCUUAUAACCCCUGAGCCUCCUACAGAGUUGAAUUCGUGCCUCUCAGAUGCCUUCUUCCUGUAUCCUUUGUUGAGCUCGACAUCUUCCCACUGUACUUGAGGCAAUCAGACCAUCAUGCUGCUAAACCUACUGGUGCUAGCAUUUCUACUUUUUGGAGCCGGCAACCUUGCUUUCAACCUUCCGUCUGAUGGGAUACUGAGGAUCGCUCUGAAGAAGCGGCCUUUGAAUCUUAACAACAUCCAUGCGGCAACAAUCUAUGCCGGACACUUGGGAAACUUCACUGGCCACGUGGAAUCCCUAGAACGAAAUGUUGUGUAUCUGAAGAACUACUUGGAUAUGCAGUAUUAUGGUGAGAUUAGUCUCGGUACACCACCACAACAUUUUGAUGUUGUCUUUGAUACUGGCAGUGCUAAUCUUUGGGUCCCAUCUUCAAAAUGCUUCUUUUCUGUUGCAUGCUAUGUACACUCCAAGUAUAGGUCAAGGCAAUCCAGCACAUAUACAGAAAUUGGAAAAUCUUGCAAAAUCCCUUAUGGCUCGGGAUCCAUCUAUGGAUUCUUUAGCAGAGAUAAUGCAGGACUUGGAGGUAUCACAAUUAAGGAACAGGUGUUCACUGAGGCAACAUGGGAAGGACUGUUCACGUUCUUAGUUGCACAAUUUGAUGGGAUACUUGGACUUGGAUUUGAGGACAUUGCUAUUGGACGUGUAACUCCAAUUUGGUAUACUAUGCUUGAUAUAUUCAUUAAACUUUUUUUUUUGGGGGUAUUGCAAUUUGUUGUUGUGAUGGCUCAAGCACGAUGUGGCUUUAACCAACAAGAUGCUGAAGCUAAUUAUUGUUACGUAUGCUUGUCUUUUAUUUAACUCAAAAGUAGAAAU